Molecule: messenger RNA, 832 nt
Organism: Tetranychus urticae (two-spotted spider mite)
Lineage: Eukaryota; Metazoa; Arthropoda; Arachnida; Trombidiformes; Tetranychidae
Source: RefSeq, a predicted model, not a curated record
UUUCACAUUAACCAUUAUUUUAUUGUAAUUUCAAAUCUUUUAAUUCUGCAAUUUAAUUGUUUUUAAUAAUGAAAAAACCACAAAAUCAAUAGAUCAUCAAUGAUUAAUCAUUUUGCCAUCUGUAAAUAAACAUAGUUAACCAUUCCCUAUUGUUCAUUUGAAAAAUAAAUCUGUGUUUUCAGUUAUAAGGAUUUGUUAUUACUGUCUUCCUUCAUUAUCAAAUGGACAAACAAUUGAAUUGUUUUCUCGGGCUGAAGGAAUGAUCAACUGUUUAAUAGGAACCCUGAUGUAUCUUUCAUUCAUCAAUGGAGCCUGGUGCCUUGAAAGCUCCAUGGUAAUUGCCACAAAUCGUCCAACCAUGGUGAAUCUUUCAUGUUACUCGUGUUCAUCUCUUGAAGAUCCUUACUGUCUAAAUGUAACCAAUGCAACACAAGAUUAUCUUUCAAAGGAAUGUAGAUCCAAAGAGAAAAUGUGCUCUGUAACCCGAAUUGAAUACGAAAACUCCGAUCAUACUGGAACUGUUUUCUGGGCUUUAGAACGGAAAUGUUCAUCAUCGUGUAUUCAAGGAUGCAUAAUAUUAGGUGAAAGAACCAGACUACACUAUUGCAGUUCAUGCUGUUCAGAUGAUCUUUGUAAUACCAAUUCAAUGAGCAUCGAUUUGAAGAUGAACAAUUUAUUAAUUGUAACAGCAAUCAUGGUCCAUGCAAUUUUUGAAUUGUCUCUCAAUUUAUUCAAAUCACUUGCUUAAUUUGUACAAAAAAAUUUCGCUGUUCAACAUUCCUUCUACAUCUUAAAAGUAAUUAAAGAAAACUAGAUUUAUUUAAAAUCUUCA